Messenger RNA from Sorex araneus (European shrew), 1174 nucleotides. It is a transcript of the gene PSMA8, whose product is annotated as proteasome 20S subunit alpha 8. The transcript is spliced from 7 exons. Gene Ontology annotation, biological process: ubiquitin-dependent protein catabolic process. Lineage: Eukaryota; Metazoa; Chordata; Mammalia; Eulipotyphla; Soricidae. The record is from RefSeq and is a predicted model, not a curated record. Bases 422 to 1174 code for a protein of 250 amino acids. Gene Ontology annotation, cellular component: nucleus; proteasome core complex, alpha-subunit complex; proteasome core complex.
UCUACCUUACUUGGAAGUAAUGUUAUUACUCCAGCCCACUGAGAAAUCAUUCCAGCCCCUGAUAUCGUUUUAUUUAUUUGUUUGUUUAUUUUUCAUAAGUGAGAGCAACUUGAGACACUGGGGCAACACAGUGGUGGGAAAACCAGGCAGAAAAUUUGUGCGUAGUAAGAGGAAUCCUGUCAACCUGCAGGCACUGCGUCCCACCAGGGGGCUAGAGGGAUCCUUGGAGGGAGGAUGGGGUCCACAGGCAAAAGCACUUCCUCCGAAAGCAAUUGUGAGCCUAGUCUUCCGGCUCCCAUCCCCAGGCACGUGCAUGAGCACUUCCGGGUGGCAUCUUGAGGCACCUGCACAAGCACUUCCAGGUCACACAAGCAACUGGCGUUACUGACUCUCCUACUGGCAGCUGUUGGAGCCCAAGCCGAUGGCGUCUAGGUAUGACCGAGCAAUCACUGUCUUCUCCCCGGACGGACACCUUUUCCAGGUGGAAUAUGCCCAGGAAGCGGUGAAGAAAGGAUCCACAGCGGUUGGAAUUCGAGGAACUGACAUAGUUGUGCUCGGGGUAGAAAAAAAAUCAGUAGCCAAGCUACAAGAUGAAAGAACUGUGAGGAAAAUUUGUGCCCUUGAUGACCACGUGUGCAUGGCUUUUGCAGGACUGACUGCUGAUGCUAGAGUUGUAAUAAAUAGAGCCCGUGUGGAAUGCCAGAGUCAUAAACUUACAGUUGAGGACCCAGUCACUGUAGAAUAUAUAACUCGCUUCAUUGCAACCUUAAAGCAGAAAUAUACUCAAAGCAAUGGACGAAGACCUUUUGGUAUUUCUGCCUUAAUUGUAGGUUUUGAUGAUGAUGGUAUCCCAAGAUUAUAUCAGACUGAUCCCUCUGGUACAUAUCAUGCUUGGAAGGCAAAUGCAAUAGGACGAAGUGCUAAAACUGUUCGUGAAUUUCUUGAAAAGAAUUACACAGAAGAUGCUAUAGCAAGUGAUAAUGAAGCUAUCAAAUUAGCAAUAAGAUCUUUGCUAGAAGUUGUCCAGUCUGGUGGAAAAAAUAUUGAGCUUGCUAUAAUAAGAAGAAAUCAACCUUUGAAGAUGUUUAGUGCCAAAGAAAUUGAAUUACAAGUAACUGCAAUAGAAAAGGAGAAAGAUGAAGUGGAGAAGAAAAAAUCAAAGAAGACUUCUUAA